CAGCCGCGUGCCGACCUCUCCAAGAUGGCCGUGGGCAAGAACAAGCGGCUGUCCAAGGGCAAGAAGGGCAAGGGCAAGAAGAUCGUCGACCCCUUCACCAAGAAGGAGUGGUAUGACAUCAAGGCGCCCGGAAACUUUUCCGUGCGCAACUGCGGCAAGACGCCGGUGACCCGCACCACGGGCACCAAGAUUGCGUCGGAGAUGCUCAAGGGGCGCGUGUUCGAGGUGUGCCUCGCGGACCUGAAUAAGGACGAGGACCAGCACUACCGGAAAAUCAAGCUGCAGUGCGAGGAGGUGCAGGGCCACUCGUGCCUCACGCAGUUCUACGGCCUGACCUUCACCACGGACAAGCUCCGCUCGAUGGUGAAGAAGUGGCAGUCCCUCAUCGAGGCGCACGUUGACGUCAAGACUUCGGACGGCUACGUCAUGCCCCUCUUUUGCAUGGGCUUCCCCAAGAAGCGGCCCACCCAGCUCAAAAAGACGUGCUACGCAAACGCGGCGCAGCAGAAGGGGCCCCCCCCUCCCCCCCCCCCCCCCGCGAGCAUCCGCAAGAAGAUGCGCGAGAUCAUGUCGCGCGAGUCGACCUCCUGCGAGCUCAAGGAGCUGGUCAACAAGUUCAUCCCGGAGGUGAUCGGCAAGGAGAUCGAGAAGGCGUGCCAGGGCAUCUACCCCAUGCAGAACGUGCACAUCCGCAAGGUCAAGAUGCUCAAGAAGCCUAAGUUCGACCUCACCAAGCUGCUCGAGGCGCACGGUGACUCGGGCCCCGCCGCCGCCGCCGCCGACACGGGCGACAAGGUGGAGGUGGCCGCCGACGCGGACCCGGCGGCGCGGCCCGACCGCGGCGCCGUGCUGUAAGCGCGACGCUUGAGGGCUUGUGGAGCGGCGGGCGCCCUGAGCAGCGUGUUGCAGGGUGCGCACGAUCUGGCUGGGCUGACUGCUUGUGGAGAGUGGGUGAGUCCGUGCCUGGACGGAUAGAAAGGUAUUACAGUUGAAACCUAUCGAGAACUGCGG
This is a messenger RNA of Emiliania huxleyi CCMP1516, 1011 nucleotides long. RefSeq lists its product as hypothetical. NCBI's taxonomy places the organism in Eukaryota, Haptophyta, Isochrysidales, Noelaerhabdaceae. The record is from RefSeq and is a predicted model, not a curated record. Gene Ontology annotation, molecular function: structural constituent of ribosome. Bases 25 to 855 code for a protein of 276 amino acids. The transcript is spliced from 4 exons. Gene Ontology annotation, cellular component: cytosol; ribosome. Gene Ontology annotation, biological process: translation.